Drosophila biarmipes is the source of this 1006-nucleotide messenger RNA. RefSeq lists its product as uncharacterized. The record is from RefSeq and is a predicted model, not a curated record. The transcript is spliced from 2 exons. NCBI's taxonomy places the organism in Eukaryota, Metazoa, Arthropoda, Insecta, Diptera, Drosophilidae. The coding region runs from base 155 to 628 and encodes 157 amino acids.
CGGAACACCUCUGCGCAAUCAUACUUUCCAUAUUGUUGACCCAUAAAAUUUGGGUAAAUUAUUUUUAGCGGGAUCGGAAGCGAAGAAAGUAAGGAUCCACCUGUCGUUGAACAGGCGAGUGCUCAAAUAGCAGUCACUAUAGAAUACCUUCACCAUGGCCUGCUCCAGCUACAAGAACAAAACCGUGCAGCUGAUAAAGUGCUUCUGCGGUUGCAGCGACAUGACCGUGGCCGAAGUCAAGAGGAUCUACUUGCUGUCCAACAGUGUGCAGCAAACGCUGGUGGAUGCGGAUGCCACCAAACUGCUGCGAAGGUUCAUGGAGUCGAGGCGCAACGGCGACAAGGUGGAGGCCGAGCAGUACCUGGAUAUCUACGAGAAGUGCGCCGAGUUCCUGGCGGAGAGCCAGCGCACCUUCACCCAGGACGAGGUCGACGAACUGGUCGACCUGGGCCUGCCCUACGAUCUCGAGCAGGAUCUGUCCAAGCGCAUGCUCAGCGCCAAUCGGACGGACAUCAGUUGCGGGCUCAAUCGCAUCCAGGGCAGAUGUCGCAACGAGAUCGAGGCCAGCAGCGACUACCGCGACUUCAGGGACGCCAUCACGGCUAAGAUGCGUCGGGUACCGCAAUGAUAUAGUCAGCAGUAUGGUGAAUCAAUGCUUUAUGUGUUCACUGUGCAUCAGCUACCAAAGUUGUCACUUGGUUACCUUUGGAGAACCGCACUCAACCUCGCUCCGCUCUUUAACCUUCCCAGUGCCUUAGGGGCCCCCAGAUUAAUUAUCCUUUUGGUAGAUACUUAUGGUCAUACAACGAAGAAACGGAAACCGUCCUCCUUCCGAGACGUGCUAGAGCCCAGGCUCAUCAAACAUUCACAUUCUAUUGAACCCACAGACGGGGGUAACCUUUUACUUAACAUUAAUGAUAUAGUUGUUAUUUUAAUGUACGCUUUGUAAUGUUGUUACGCACUAGAAGUAGAGAAAUAAACUACCUGAUCCCAAACGGGAACGAAA